UUACCGUGUUGAGAGGCUAUACACGAAGUUAACACUAGUGCUAAGUUACAUUGCCAUUCAAAAGGGAGACUAGGUCUAUUAGCAUGUAAGAAUGACUAGCAGUACAGAACUAGACCAUGAACUUCGGACCGCAGAUCUUCAUCCUAUGAUUAAGUUUAUCGAGUUGUACGAUAAAAAACAUAACGUGACCGAAGUGGAAAUACCGAUCCCCUACGGAAAGCUGGCCGGUAAAUGGUUCGGGCCAAAAAACAUCAAACCUAUAAUUUGCCUUCAUGGUUAUUUGGACAACUGUGGUACAUUCGAUCGGUUAAUUCCGCUGCUGCCAGAGGAUGUGAGCUUUCUUGCCGUUGACUUUCCUGGUCAUGGUUAUUCUUCACGAGUCCCAGAUGGGAUGGGCUAUCAUCAGUUGGAUUUUGUAGCUCUCCUAUUGUACGUUAUGAAGGAAUACGGCUGGGAUAAAAUAGCUCUAAUUGGACAUUCAAUGGGAGCACAGAUUGGCUUCGUUUUUACGGCACUCUUCCCGGAUAAAGUUGAAUUUCUUAUUCACAUCGAUGCCUUGAAACCUUUGGGCUAUUAUGGAAAUAGGUUCAUCCACUACGCUGCACCAAUGGUGACCAAAUUUAUUGAGGCAGACACCAGAAACAGGGAAAAAUCCGAACCUCCGGCAUACACGUAUGAAGAAAUGGUCGACAAGAUGCACGAAGCGACUUUUCAAUCUUUGACCAAAGAUACAUGUCCAUACAUUCUCCAACGUAACAUAAAACCAUCGAAGAAAUUUCCUGGAAAGUAUUAUUUUGAUCGAGACAACAAACUCAAGUACAUGAACAUCAUGGGCUGGUCCGAUGACGUUAACCAUACGCUGGCCGCGCAAAUUAAGGUGCCCGAGCUUGUAAUCAAAGCGACGGAAUCGCCCUAUCCGGGUUCGCGGCAGGGUUUCGACGGAAUGGUUGCGGUGAUGAAGAAAACCAACCCGUUGUUCGAGGUACAGUAUCUCAAGGCAUCGCACCAUCUGCAUCUAACCGAUCCGGAACUGGUAGCUCCAGUGGUUACCGACUUUCUUAAACGAUACUGGAUUCGGAAUCCGGAUAAGAUAGUUAGCAAGCUGUGAUUUGAAAGCGUAAACCAUACAAUUAUUUGGGGGAAUGUCUAAAAUAAACCUUUUCCGAUGACUAUCGG
Molecule: messenger RNA, 1176 nt
Organism: Sabethes cyaneus
Lineage: Eukaryota; Metazoa; Arthropoda; Insecta; Diptera; Culicidae
Product: probable serine hydrolase
Exons: 2
Coding region: 92-1108 (338 amino acids)
Source: RefSeq, a predicted model, not a curated record